CAGGAGGCAUUGGACUCGAUCAUGAAGGAUCUGGUGGCUCUCCAGAUGAGCCGACGUCCCCGGGUGUCUGGAUAUGAGACCAUGAAGAACAAGGAUGUGAGUCACGCAAAUAGGCAGAAAAAACACAGCAGCAGCAGCUCAACCCUUCUGAACAGCCCCACAAUAACAACAAGCUCAUGUGCAGGGGCCAGUGAGAAAAAGAAAUUUUUGAGUGACGUCAGAAUCAAGUUUGAACACAAUGGGGAGAGACGAAUUAUAGCAUUCAGCCGGCCUGUGAGAUAUGAAGAUGUGGAGCUCAAGGUGGCAAAAGUAUUUGGGCAGCCUCUUGAUCUACAUUACAUGAACAACGAGCUCUCUAUCCUGCUUAAAAACCAAGAUGAUCUCGAUAAAGCAGUUGACAUUUUGGACAGAAGCUCAAGCAUGAAAAGCCUCAGGAUAUUGCUGCUGUCCCAGGACAGAAACGAUAGCAGCUCCUCUCCCCUCCCUGGAGCAUCCAGGCAGGUGCGGAUCAAGGCUUCCCAGUCCACGGGGGAUGUAAAUGCCGCCUACCAGCCCCCAGAGCCCAGAAGCAGGCACCUCUCUGUCAGCUCCCAGAACCCCGGCCGAAGUUCACCUCCCCCUGGCUAUGUGCCUGAGCGGCAGCAGCACAUUGCCCGGCAGGGAUCCUACACCAGCAUCAACAGCGAGGGGGAAUUCAUCCCAGAGACCAGCGAGCAGUGCAUGCUGGACCCCCUGAGCAGUGCUGAAAAUUCCUUGUCGGGAAGCUGCCAGUCCUUGGACAGUCCGUCCUUCCGGAAAUCACGGAUGUCCCGAGCCCAGAGUUUCCCAGACAAUAGACAGGAGUACUCCGAUCGAGAAACCCAGCUCCAUGACAAAGGGGUAAAAGGAGGAACCUAUCCCCGGCGCUACCACGUGUCUGUGCAUCACAAGGACUACAAUGACGGCAGAAGAACGUUUCCCCGAAUACGACGUCAUCAAGGCAACUUGUUCACUCUGGUUCCCUCCAGUCGCUCCCUAAGCACAAACGGCGAGAACAUGGGUCUGGCUGUACAGUACCUGGACCCCCGAGGACGCCUGCGGAGUGCAGACAGCGAGAACACACUUUCUGUCCAGGAGAGGAGUGUGCCAACCAAGUCUCCCAGUGCCCCCAUCAACUGGCGCCGGGGGAAGCUCCUGGGCCAGGGCGCCUUCGGCAGGGUCUAUUUGUGCUAUGACGUGGACACAGGACGUGAGCUUGCUUCCAAGCAGGUCCAGUUUGACCCGGACAGCCCUGAGACAAGCAAGGAGGUGAGCGCCCUGGAGUGUGAGAUCCAGUUGCUGAAGAACCUGCAGCAUGAGCGGAUAGUGCAGUACUACGGCUGCCUGAGGGACCGUGCUGAGAAGACACUGACCAUCUUCAUGGAGUAUAUGCCUGGGGGCUCAGUGAAAGACCAGCUGAAAGCCUACGGAGCUCUGACGGAGAGUGUGACCCGCAAGUACACCCGGCAGAUCCUGGAGGGCAUGUCUUACCUGCACAGCAACAUGAUUGUGCACCGGGACAUCAAGGGAGCCAACAUCCUCCGAGACUCUGCUGGGAACGUGAAGCUGGGAGACUUCGGAGCCAGUAAACGCCUGCAGACCAUCUGCAUGUCGGGCACAGGCAUGCGCUCGGUCACUGGCACGCCCUACUGGAUGAGCCCUGAGGUGAUCAGCGGCGAGGGCUAUGGAAGAAAGGCAGAUGUAUGGAGCCUGGGCUGCACUGUGGUGGAGAUGCUGACAGAGAAACCACCAUGGGCGGAGUAUGAAGCAAUGGCUGCCAUUUUCAAGAUCGCCACCCAGCCCACCAACCCUCAGCUGCCUUCCCACAUCUCUGAGCACGGCCGGGACUUCCUGAGACGCAUUUUUGUGGAGGCGCAUCAGAGGCCUUCGGCCGAGGAGCUGCUCACACACCACUUUGCACAGCUCGUGUACUGAGCUCCCAAGGCGUGCUGCUGCGGCCUGCCCUGCUGCAUGGGCGAGGGCUGCCGUGGACACGGCGGCGUCGCUGCUUCCCCGGCAGAGCUGCGGACUGCGGAGCUACGUCCAGCCUGCACUCGUCUGUGCCUCUUCUGCCGUGGAGCUCAGAGCCACGUGGAAUAGUGCCGCCUCGAGGACUGGAAGGCCCCAGCCUGCCGCCCCUGAGAGCUCCAGCACCCCAAGUGCAGUGUGGAGGGAAGGGCUGGGAACAGUGUGUGAGGCCGCGGCACUGCAGCCCAUGCUGAAGCGGGGCUCGGGCUCAGGACGGGCGCAGGGGGUUGAAUAGUGUUACUCUGACUCAGUGUUCUUGUCUUUCCUCACCGGGUGUGGGCUGGCAGGGCCCACGCAGGUCCCCCCAGGCAGUGGGAGGCAGAGGCCUGGGCCGCCCUCUCCCAUAGGGCCCCAGGCCAGCCUGUUAGUCGUCCUUUACCAAAGAUAAAGCAAAUUAUAUGCUGCCUUAUUCAGGGAAGGAGGAGCCCAUCCUGCCUGUCCCUGCGACCCUGCACCCUCAAGCAGGGGCCUGAGGUGUGGCGCUGCCCCGAGUGGGGAGACCCAGUUUUGUCAAUGCAAUUGUCUGUUUUACAAGUUGGAGUCUCUCUUAUGCUGUACCUGGUCUCUAACCUGAAGACCUGUGUGUCCCCUGGCUUGGAGCACCAAGGUGUGGGCCGAGGCCUUGGGCUUCACUGGAAAGAGUGGCUGGGUGGCCUUUGUGCCCCUGGCCUAGCACUCGCUCCCCUCUGGAGCAGAAAACCUGGAUAACUUAGGGUGUCUGGGCAGCUGGCUACCCUGACCGGCCAGGCUGAGCAGGGGAGCCCCGCAGUUCUCGGGCUGUGAGGCAUGCCCUGCCAGCCAGCGCCCCUCCGCCUAGUACACAGAAAGCCCAUGUGCUGCCACCAGCUGUGUCCGGAGCCACCAGCUCUGCCUGCAGAGCCCACCUUACCACCCAGUGAGCUGUGGGUCUCUUCCUCCUGUGCUCCGGGGCGGGAGGAGUGGCAGUGUGGCCGGGGAGCGGUCUCCGGGCAGCUUAGAGUGGGCCAUGUUUACCUCAGCCUGGAUGCUGCUCCUCCCACCGCCUUCCGAAAUGUGCCUACUGCUAGAGCGCCUCCCUGCGGCCCCCAGGUCCUGGGGGUGGCCAUCCGCGGGGGUGGGGGCAGGUCCAGGAUGGCAGCUCCCGGGAGCUGGGGAGCAGGCCGGCCACUCGUUGCCAGCCACGCCCACUGCCCCGUGGGCGCAGAACAAGCCAAAGCCUUCGUUGUAUGUUGACGAUGCACUUUUAUGAAUGUAGUUUCUAUCGCUGUUUUUAGCCUUUUCACAUCAUGUAAUGUGAGGCCUUGUAUUUGUUAAUUUAUAUCUCAGAUCAUAUUUGAUGGUUUUUAUAUAUAUCAAUUGUAGACUGUUACAGGUGAUGGACGCCUCAAGAGAGAAGAGAAAAAUGAAAGCAGCUGGUUUUGCAGAAAUGUGUGCUGUAUGGUGCCACUUGGGCCUGGGCUUCUGUGUGCCAUCCUUUUUGCCAGGGGACCCCGUCAGGCCCCCUUCCACCGGCAGCUGCCCGGAUGCCAGUGAACACAUGCUCCUGCCUCCCUUGUGGCCCCUGCCAGGGUGGGGCGCAGCCCAUCAUCUCCACCGGAGCUGCCGAGCAGUGGCUCAGCCUCUGAUCCCCCAGUGACUACACCCUCCUUGGCCCACACUCCGGCCCUAGUGCCCCCCACCCCCACCCCAAGGGAAACCAUGUGGUGUUGCUGACAAGAUGACUCUGUCCCAGGUUCAGGCUGGCACAGAGCCCCUCCUCCAGGGUCUUCACAGGGAAUGUUUUAAAAAUGAAUUUAAAACAAG
Molecule: messenger RNA, 3828 nt
Organism: Octodon degus (degu)
Lineage: Eukaryota; Metazoa; Chordata; Mammalia; Rodentia; Octodontidae
Gene: Map3k3
Product: mitogen-activated protein kinase kinase kinase 3
Exons: 16
Coding region: 22-1953 (643 amino acids)
Biological process (GO): protein phosphorylation
Molecular function (GO): protein binding; ATP binding; protein kinase activity
Source: RefSeq, a predicted model, not a curated record